AUGGAUUUCAUCACUGAGUAUACCGACGAAGAACGGACUAAAAUUGACCGAGAUUUCUUACGCCUUAACGAUAAAUGUUAUCUGGAUCAUGCGGGCACGGCACUGUACGGUGGGUCACAGCUACGUGCCGUUCAGGAGUUGCUCGCCGGUGGAUUGUACUGCAACCCACACACCAGCCGCACGAUGGAGGACCUAAUCGAUCUGGUACGGUAUCGCGUGUUGCAGUGGUUUAAUACACGACCGUCAGAGUACGGGCUGGUGUUUACAUCCGGCACGACCGCUAGCCUUAAGCUGGUCGGUGAGUCGUUUUGUUUCGGAGAACCGGACACGGUUGGCUCGUUUGUGUAUCUGCGCGACAGCCACACAUCCGUGCUGGGAAUGCGCGAAAUUGUACGUACCGAGCGUAUUCAUCCGAUCGAACGGACUGAGCUAUUGCAGGUGCUCAACGAACCGGCCAGUGUGCAACAGCGCCACCGGCCGUCACUGCUUUUGUUUCCGGCGCAGUGCAACUUUAACGGCGUCAAGUACCCGCUCGAACUGAUCGAGCUCGUGGAAAGGAAUGGAGUGCGGGGGUACGGAGAGGACGCAUUCCACGUGUGCUUGGAUGCGGCCAGUUACGUUUCCACCAGCCCGCUUGAUCUUACCCGUUACCGGCCCAGCUUUGUGUGUGUUUCUUUCUACAAAAUAUUUGGCUAUCCUACCGGGUUGGGUGCAUUGUUGGUGCGUAAGGACGUGGAGCAAACGCUACUCCCAGGUAAACGGUACUACGGUGGCGGCACGGUUAAGAUAGCGAUGAGCGGUUCGAACGCAUUUCAUGAAAAGCGUGACACGCUAGCAGAACGGUUUGAGGAUGGUACGAUCAACUUCCUCUCCAUUGCCGCCCUGUUGCCUUGUAUGGACGCACUCGUACGGCUCGUACCGGGCGCAACGAUGGAACGCAUCCAGCGCCACACGUUCCAGCUCGCACGCUACUGCUUCCGUGAGUUGCAAGCACUCCAGCACGCCAACGGUGGGCGUGUGGUGGAGCUGUACCACGACACCGCCUUUGGGGAUUCCCUUUCCCAGGGUGCCAUCGUGAACUUCAACGUACUGAACGAUGAUGGUGGUUACGUCGGGUUCGCUGAGGUUGCUUGUAUGGCCGCAAACCACGGUAUCUAUCUGCGCACCGGGUGCUUCUGCAAUCCAGGCGCAUGUCAACGUCAUCUACGGCUUGCAGAUACCGAUCUCUUGCGACAUUACCAGGCCGGGCAUGUGUGUGGUGAUGCGAACGAUCUCAUCAACGGACAACCGACCGGAUCCGUGCGCGUUUCAUUCGGGUAUUGUACGCGGCUGGCUGAUAUCGACCGGUUAGUGGCCAUGAUACGACGUUGUUACGUUCGACGUUCGCUUACUGGACCGUUGGUCGGGGGUGGAUUGUCCCGAGAAGAAAUUCUUGCCCAGUAUAAAAGCUACGAUAGGCCCCGGCUGGUGCAGAUUUGCCUUUAUCCGGUGAAAUCUUGUGGACCACAUCGUGUAACCGAAGGAGGUUGGCGAUUGGCUGCGACCGGUUUGCGCUACGAUCGUACGUUCCUCAUCGUGGACGAGCAUGGUGUCGCGAUGACGCAGAAAAAGCUGCCCGAAAUGUGUCGUAUCAGGCCAACGAUUGAACAUCCCCGUAUGACACUGCGACACGACGAACUCGAGGACGAGUUGGUAAUUGAGCUGGACGAACCAGUGAACGCGGGCGCAACUCGCUCAGCGGUACAACUCUGCCAGACGAAGGUUUGCCAGGAUAGUGUACAGGGUGUGGAUUGCGGUGAUGGGUGCGCAGAUUGGGUGAGCCGAGCGCUCGGUGUUUCCGGCUUGCGAAUAUUGCGCCAGUCUGCACAGGAAGCUCGCCUGCAGCGACGAACGACGAGAGAACUGUCGCUUAACAAUCAAGCCCAACUGUUGCUUGUCAAUCGAACGUCCGUACGGUGGUUGCGUGACAAGGUAGACGACUGGGACGGGGCAGAGAUGCCUUCGCUCGAUUCGCUUGUCGAUCGGUUUCGGGGCAAUUUAAUAAUCGAAACCGCACGUCCACUGGAGGAAUCAGAUUGGCACCGGGUACGAAUAGGGCAUAGUGGAUUUACCGUUGACGGACCUUGUACGCGAUGUCAGAUGAUCUGCAUUGAUCAGUCGAGCGGCGAACGUACAGCCGAACCAUUGCGAACAAUCAGCCGGGAGUUUGGUGGACGGAUGCGAUUUGGUGUGUAUUUGUCACACGAGCAAGAUGGCGAACCAGCCGAAAAUGGUACAGCUGCCUUUGACAGGGACCUUUCCUGCGGUGCUACGGUUUCGGGUGUAAUCAAAAAUAGUGAAUAG
Messenger RNA from Anopheles marshallii, 2343 nucleotides. It is a transcript of the gene mal, whose product is annotated as molybdenum cofactor sulfurase. The transcript has 3 exons. NCBI's taxonomy places the organism in Eukaryota, Metazoa, Arthropoda, Insecta, Diptera, Culicidae. The record is from RefSeq and is a predicted model, not a curated record. Bases 1 to 2343 code for a protein of 780 amino acids. Gene Ontology annotation, molecular function: molybdenum ion binding; molybdenum cofactor sulfurtransferase activity; pyridoxal phosphate binding. Gene Ontology annotation, biological process: Mo-molybdopterin cofactor biosynthetic process.